Molecule: messenger RNA, 1698 nt
Organism: Morus notabilis
Lineage: Eukaryota; Viridiplantae; Streptophyta; Magnoliopsida; Rosales; Moraceae
Product: F-box protein At1g70590
Exons: 4
Coding region: 195-1220 (341 amino acids)
Molecular function (GO): protein binding
Source: RefSeq, a predicted model, not a curated record
UGCAGGAGACUGUGGUUAAAAUAGAUAGGGAAGACUAUAGAGAAUCAAUGUGGGACAUUCCCCAGUACAGCAAUCUCACUUUCAAUAAAAUCUGAUUUUGACAAAACCAGAUCGGUCACCGCCAUUCGCCGUUUCGCCGAGCUGCAAAAACGUUUUCCAGAAUCCGUUCAAUUGGACUCUGAGCGGAAACAAAGAUGAAACAAAGGACCUGGCCGUGCCGAUCGGACGGCUCACGGUUCUCCGUCCUCCCUCCGCCGAGCAUCAACGGCGGAAAGGAGGCCGAGCGCUCGAGGAAACACCGGAGCAGCAAACUCCCAUCAUCGAGAUCGCCGCUGCCUUCAAGAGACGGCCACGAUUUCUCGGAUCUCCCUUACGACGUUCUGACGAAGAUCGCAGCGUCGUUCGGCGCGGCGAACCUGCGGGCGGCGUCGCUGGUGUGCCGGUCGUGGUGCGAGGCGCUGCGGCCGCUGAGGGAGGCGAUGGUGCUGCUGCGGUGGGGGAAGCGGUUCAAGCACGGCCGAGCCGGCGUUAGGGUUAACUUGGAGAAGGCCCUCGACUCAUUCCUGAAGGGAGCGAGUCGUGGCUCGACUCUUGCGAUGGUCGACGCCGGUCUUCUCUAUUGGGAGACUGGAAAGAAGGAGAAAGCUGUCGCUUUGUAUCGGAAAGCCGCGUCUCUUGGCGAUCCUUCUGGACAGUUCAAUUUGGGGGUUUCUUAUUUGCAAGCUGAACCUUCGAAUCCGAAAGAAGCUGUUAGAUGGCUGUACCAAUCCGCCAUGGCAGGCCAUGCUCGUGCUCAGUACCAGCUUGCUCUGUGUCUGCACCACGGCCGCGGGGUGGAUAACGAUAUUCAAGCAGCUGCUAGAUGGUACAUGAAAGCGGCGGAAGGUGGGUAUGUUCGUGCCAUGUAUAAUGUGGCUCUGUGCUACUCCUUUGGGGAAGGUUUGGUUCGGAGUCAUCGACAAGGAAGAAAAUGGAUGAAGCGGGCAGCGGAUUGCGGUCAUACUAAAGCUCAAGUUGAGCAUGGGCUUGCUCUCUUUUCUGAAGGAGAAAUGCUUAAAGCUGUAGUAUACCUGGAACUUGCGAGCCGUGGUGGGGAAACGGGAGGAGCCCAUGUCAAGAAUGUGAUUCUCCAACAAUUAUCAGCAACAUCACGUGAUCGUGUCGUGCAUCUUGCAGACAACUGGCAUGCUUUUCCUUCAUCUUUCCGAGCUGUAUCAUAGUAUCAGAGCAUAAUCGGUAUUACCACAAUCUGUGUUCUCAGGCUGCUUUCAAACCUCCCCUGUUGUCGUCUUGUUGUUCCUCUGGAUGCUUUUUUAAACGAAAAGGGACAAAGAUAGCUGUUGGUUGGACAGUCUUCAUGUUUUAAAGACUUCUAGCCGCGAGUGAAACGGGUUUUAUCUUCGUUUGUUUUACAGCUCAAGGCUAUCUUGCUCUCUGUAAAAGUGUUCAGCUGUAAAUAUUCGGCUUCUGCCGUUCAGCAAGGUUAUCAUAAAUGCUGAUGAUUAGGUUAUAAUUUUGGUUUUUAGCUGACGGGGGUCCUACUCCAUUGGAGCUUUGCCAAUAUUUUUAACACUUGUAGCAGAUGUGGCUGCAGAAGCUGUCAUGUUGUAUCAUCUUUUACUGAGGUGUAUUGUAUCUCAAGAAGUGCUGGGAAAUACUUUAUACUCUAUGAAAGAAAAAAAUAUAUUGUUUUGGUUG